This is a messenger RNA of Salarias fasciatus (jewelled blenny), 1427 nucleotides long. It is a transcript of the gene ruvbl2, whose product is annotated as RuvB-like AAA ATPase 2. The transcript is spliced from 14 exons. The coding region runs from base 48 to 1427 and encodes 459 amino acids. Gene Ontology annotation, molecular function: ATP hydrolysis activity; ATP binding; ATP-dependent activity, acting on DNA. Lineage: Eukaryota; Metazoa; Chordata; Actinopteri; Blenniiformes; Blenniidae. The record is from RefSeq and is a predicted model, not a curated record.
CUCACAAAGAAGCGCCGCUUUCUCAUUUUCACGUUGUGGCUGCAGAGAUGGCGAGCACAAAGGUUCCAGAGGUUCGAGAUAUCACACGGAUCGAGAGGAUUGGGGCACAUUCGCACAUACGUGGCCUUGGACUGGACGAUGCAUUGGAGCCAAGACAGGUGUCUCAGGGGAUGGUCGGCCAGCUGGCCUCCCGUCGAGCUGCUGGCGUCAUUUUAGAGAUGAUCAAAGACGGCCACAUCGCUGGAAGGGCGGUUCUGAUCGCCGGCCAGCCCGGCACAGGAAAGACAGCCAUCGCUAUGGGCAUCGCCCAGUCUCUCGGCCCCGACACCCCCUUCACAGCGCUGGCGGGCAGCGAGAUCUUCUCCCUGGAGAUGAGCAAGACCGAGGCGCUCAGUCAGGCUUUUAGAAAAGCUAUCGGAGUGAGGAUCAAAGAGGAGACAGAGAUUAUUGAAGGAGAGGUGGUGGAGAUCCAGAUUGAUAGACCGGCCACUGGAACGGGUGCAAAGGUGGGCAAGCUGACUCUAAAGACGACUGAGAUGGAGACGAUAUACGACCUGGGCAACAAGAUGAUUGACAGCCUCAGUAAAGAGAAAGUUCAAGCUGGAGAUGUGAUUACUAUCGAUAAAGCCACUGGAAAGAUCAGUAAGCUGGGCCGCUCCUUCACCAGAGCCAGAGACUAUGACGCUAUGGGAGCUCAGACCCAGUUUGUUCAGUGUCCAGAGGGAGAGCUGCAGAAGAGGAAGGAGGUGGUGCACACCGUGUCCCUCCACGAGAUCGACGUCAUCAACAGCCGCACACAGGGCUUCCUGGCUCUCUUCUCCGGAGACACUGGAGAGAUCAAGUCUGAAGUCCGCGAGCAGAUUAACGCCAAAGUGUGCGAGUGGAGAGAAGAAGGCAAAGCAGAGAUCAUUCCAGGGGUGUUAUUUAUUGAUGAGGUUCAUAUGUUGGACAUGGAGUGUUUCUCCUUCCUCAACCGGGCCCUGGAGAGCGACCUGUCCCCGGUCCUCAUCAUGGCCACCAACAGAGGAAUCACACGAAUCCGCGGCACAAACUACCAGAGUCCUCACGGCAUCCCCAUCGACCUCCUGGACCGUCUGCUCAUCAUCGCCACCUCGCCCUACACCGAAAAGGAGACGAGGCAGAUCCUGAAGAUCCGCUGCGAGGAGGAGGACGUGGAGCUGAGCGAGGAGGCUCACACGGUGCUCACUCGGAUCGGCAUGGAGACGUCGCUGCGCUACGCCAUCCAGCUGAUCAGCACCGCCGGCCUGGUGUGUCGUAAACGCAAGGGGACGGAGGUCCAGGUGGAGGACAUCAAAAGGGUUUACUCUCUGUUCCUGGACGAGGCCCGAUCCUCUCAGUACAUGAAGGAGUAUCAGGAUUCCUUCCUCUUUAAUGAAACGCAAACAGCUGCCAUGGACACCUCUUAA